AUGAUGACUCGACAGAACAAUGGGACAGAAGCACUUCAACUUUUACAACCUCCCAAUGGUCUAAAAUCUUUGCAACUCCGAGAUUAUCCAGAUGUGUCUCUACCAAGAUGGUUUCAGCCACAAAAGUUAUCAAGCUUAAUUUCACUUGCAAAUAUUGGUAUUUUCACUUCCCUGAUGGAUCUAGCAAUUUCUGAUUGCCACAAGUUAUCAAGCCUUGAGCAUUUUCUACAUCCAGCUUCUAUACCAGCCAUCAAGAAAAUAGUAGUUAGAAAUUGCGAGAGGUUAAUAUCAGUACCAACUGAAAGAUUCGUGGAGUUCCAUUGCCUUGAAGAAUUGGAGGUGGUUUAUUGCCGAAAUAUCUGCUCCCGAAGUUUGGUGGCUCCUUCACUCAAGAGGCUUGUGCUGGGUUGUUCUGGGGAUUUAGCACACAAUAUUGAGUGUUGCUCCCUCACUAGCUUCUUCUUAUAUUAUUCCCGCCACACGUCCAUACACCUACAACAUCUUCCAGCCCUAAUGAGUUUGAGCAUUGCAAGGUGCGAGUCUCUUACAUCUGUGAGACCAGCGAUCUUCACUAACUUCUCCCAUUGUGGGUGCAAUGCCAGCGGCAUUACAUCGUUCUUGUUCCUUACGGUGCUAACCAUUAGCGGCUGCACUAAACUGUCAACCCUUGAUGGUCUCCUAACACAAGAAUGCCUGCCUGUCGUUGAGAGGAUUUAUAUUGCACACUGCGACGAGUUGCUCUCGCUACCCGGAGAAAGGUUCGGAAGUUUUCUUUGUCUCAAGGACCUGGAGAUUUAUGAUUGCCAACGUCUGGACUGGCAGAGGGGACUGGUGCUGCCGUCGACGCUCCAGAGGCUCGUACUGGGCCAAUGUGGGGAUAUAUCUGCAUGGGUUCCCAGCUGCCUGCAAAACCUCGCGUCACUUGUUUCGCUGGAGAUGUCUGAGUGCCCGGGCAUAACAUCCAUUCCAGGUGACAUUUGGAGGACGAACCUUGCAUCUCUAGAGGAGUUAUAUAUCACCGAUUGUCCAGACCUGGUCUCAAUUGGGGGAUUGGAGGCCGUUGCGCAGCUAGGCACGCUGCACAUCUCUGGCUGCCCAAAGAUGAUAGAGAUGUAGCAGCCUGUGAAGAGAGGCGGAGACUAGCUAAGAUCCCAUCACUUUUCAAGUCUAUGGAUUUUUGUUGUUGUUGCACUGAGAUCGCUGUAUCUGUGUGGAUCACUUGCCAAACUACUCCAGCUCUCUGGCCAGCUGAGCUCAUGCCUAUUCCUAAUUCACUUCAAAUCGACACCAGCUCUGCAUGCAGAAGCACAAGCAACAUUUGUUAACGGAGACUUGCCAUAUUUUAUAGUGUAGAUUCACUCAUUUUGCUCCGUAUGUAGUCACUUGUUGUAAGAGUAGAGCAUUUUGGAGACCGAGCUCCAUGGAGCCCUUUAUUUUGAAAAAUUCAAAAUUCAUAAAUUUAGGUUUAAAAAAAUUCUGAAAAAAAUUACACAUGUAUGCAAGGAUGUAAAGUGUAUGUGUGAAAAAUUUCAGGAUGAAAUACCUAAUAUUGCGAGCUGCACAAAAAAAAAUCAUGGACUUUAAAGAUGAACAGUACAUAUGCUAAAAAGGCCCAGAUUUGUCUUUUUUGUGUAGCUCACGUUUUAUUGUAUUUCGACCUAAAAAGCCCCAAAUUUUUAGCAUGAUUUUUAAAAAAAAAAUUACCCA
Messenger RNA from Aegilops tauschii subsp. strangulata, 1707 nucleotides. NCBI's taxonomy places the organism in Eukaryota, Viridiplantae, Streptophyta, Magnoliopsida, Poales, Poaceae. The record is from RefSeq and is a predicted model, not a curated record.